Molecule: messenger RNA, 393 nt
Organism: Caenorhabditis auriculariae
Lineage: Eukaryota; Metazoa; Nematoda; Chromadorea; Rhabditida; Rhabditidae
Source: the annotation of a GenBank genome assembly
AUGUCAAGUCGUCAAGUAAGUUAGAAAAGCUUUAUUCAGUCAGAAAGAACUAACUAGGCGGUGCGCUAGAGCUCCGCUCGGCCUUGUCACAACUAAGAAUCCUAGACGCCGAAAGCCGUGACGGCAUUUUCCGCGGGGGUCCCAUCAUCGCUUUGUCAGCAUCGCGCUGCCAACAGUUUGUGCCUCGGCCACCGGAAUGGGCUUCGGCGUGACUUUGCGUAUCCAAUUUGCAAGCAAAGAGGAUCGGCACUCCGGGAGUCCCGCGGGCCUAAUCUACUAGCGCUUACAGCUCAGAAACUUAUAUUGAAGUCAGAAGUUUUAUGGAAAUUCAAAACUCAUCUUGACUUUGAAUGUAGAAAGAAGCGAGACGAGUCGCGACGGAAGCAGGAAUGA